Messenger RNA from Guyanagaster necrorhizus, 1401 nucleotides. RefSeq names its product cyclophilin-like protein. The transcript has 12 exons. Lineage: Eukaryota; Fungi; Basidiomycota; Agaricomycetes; Agaricales; Physalacriaceae. Gene Ontology annotation, biological process: protein folding; protein peptidyl-prolyl isomerization. The record is from RefSeq and is a predicted model, not a curated record. Gene Ontology annotation, cellular component: catalytic step 2 spliceosome. Gene Ontology annotation, molecular function: peptidyl-prolyl cis-trans isomerase activity. Bases 1 to 1401 code for a protein of 466 amino acids.
AUGGCAUUACCCACCAAAGGACGUGUAAUCAUUGACACCACUGUCGGUGAAAUCGACAUCGAACUAUGGUCCAAGGAAACUCCCAAGACAUGCCGCAACUUUUUGACGCUGGCUAUGGAGGGAUACUAUGAUGGCGUAAUAUUUCAUCGCGUAGUACCCGGGUUCUUGGUACAAACUGGUGAUAAAACGGGUACCGGUGCUGGUGGAGAAUCAAUCUACGGCGACGUUUUCGAGGAUGAGAUUCAUCCACGGCUACGCUUCGCUCAUCGUGGGCUCGUGGCCAUGGCCAACAAUGGGAAGAAGAACUCGAAUGAUUCGCAGUUUAUAAUCACUCUUGACAGAGCUGACGAGCUACAUGGAAAGCAUACGUUAUUCGGAAGACUUGUUGGGGACACAGUGUAUAAUGUCAUGAAAAUAGGCGACAUGGAACUCGAUAGCGAUGGGCGACCGUUAUAUCCACCUAAAAUCAAAGGCAUCCGCAUAGUCGACAAUCCUUUUGAGGAUAUUGUCCCUCGAAUUACAGCCGAAGAGAGACGCGCCCAGGCUCGCGCAAGAGAGCAGGCACAGCGUGAGAGGGAAGAAAUGGAGCGACGUAAGGGGGCAAAGAAGUCGGACUUUCUGUUCUCGAACGUCAAACUAUUGAGUUUUGACGACGACAAUGCUGAAGAGGAAGUCGUUUCAUUCAAAAAGAAGGGGAUUGCCCGAACAGACUUGGCGGAGGAUCCCCGGCCCUCAGUGUCAAUUCCCGACUUUGUGAGAAAUCCUCCAAAGACAAGUGUGAAGACGCCCCAGGAGACGCCCGAGAUGAAAGCCAACAAGAAGAAAGCUGCCUCGGAUUUAACCAAAAUCCGGGAACAACACGCUCAAGGGCUGGCUGCCGGAGAGAAUGCCCGCAAAGACGAAAUUGAGAAGAUGGAAGCCGAAAUCCGGAAACUCACGAAGCGGCGUGACGGCUAUGACAGCGACGAUGAGCGUGCGGCGAAACGUACCAAGAAGUCGUUUCUCGAAGAAGAGCUAUCCAAGUACUCCAAGGGUCGUGGUCUGCGCAAGAGGGGGAAACGGCGAGAUGAAGGAGGCAUCCUUGCCGCCUUGGAUUCAUUCCGUGGCAAGCUGCAGGGUACGAUGCUAGAAGAGGAACCGGAACCUCUGGAUGAAGCUGUGGAGCCGAAUGUGGAGAGCGUGCCGGGGCCAGACGACCCUGGCAUGGAGGUCGAUGAUGAUCGUGGAUUUUUGGGACAUGCACUGCGUUUCCCGAAAGACGAUGGUGAGGAGAGUCGGAAGGCAGAGCGGGAUUACGAGGUCAUUGACCCACGCCAACGGAAUGCUCGGGCUAAAGAAGAGGAACGGGAGAGGAGGAGGGCUAUGAAGGCAAAAGGAGGGCGCGGAGGAAGAAGACGAUAA